AUGGUAAUAUCAAGCUGGAUCUGCACUAAAAGCACCAAGAACAUGCUUGUUAAAAUUGUUCAUCCUGGAGGUCACAUAGAGCUCCAUGAUAGGCCUGUUCUUGCAGCAGAGGUCAUGCUUCGUAACCCGAAAUGCAUAGUUGCCUAUCCACAAGUGUUCCGGCAGCCUUGGGCUAUUGUUGCACCAGACACCAUGCUAGAGCUUGGUCAGAAGUUCUAUGUUGUUCCUAUAAACACCAUCAGAAAACUUCAGCGUAAGAACAUCAAAUAUUCUCAAUCUCCAAUAAAUGGUGUCCAAACCAGCAAGACCCCUAGCAAUGAUGAAAAAGGCAGUGAUAUCUCAUCCACUUGCUGGCUUUUUAUUAACAAGAACAUGAAGUCACCGUGUCAUUUCUUACACAGAGAAGGUGAGAGAGCAAACACCACAGGAAAUAAAAUCAAGAGUACUAAAGCCAACAGCCAUGAUACAAGUGAGGAAAUAAGGAGAAAUAAGGAGAUGACAACAGGAUCACCCACGGGAUUUACGUCUCUUGAUCAUUGGCAACCAAAUCUAGACAGCGUCGUUGAAGAAUAUUAA
Molecule: messenger RNA, 576 nt
Organism: Dovyalis caffra
Lineage: Eukaryota; Viridiplantae; Streptophyta; Magnoliopsida; Malpighiales; Salicaceae
Source: the annotation of a GenBank genome assembly